This is a messenger RNA of Neurospora hispaniola, 1731 nucleotides long. Its product is annotated as cytochrome b2, mitochondrial precursor. The transcript has 2 exons. Bases 89 to 1594 code for a protein of 501 amino acids. NCBI's taxonomy places the organism in Eukaryota, Fungi, Ascomycota, Sordariomycetes, Sordariales, Sordariaceae. The record is from RefSeq and is a predicted model, not a curated record. Gene Ontology annotation, biological process: lactate metabolic process. Gene Ontology annotation, molecular function: L-lactate dehydrogenase (cytochrome) activity; heme binding.
CGCCGAAAACCGAACAAUAUAUAUACAGCAAACCCGGAACAACAGGACGAAUUUAGUCGACAGAAAUCACCAUACAACACUAGCCAGAAUGGCUCCCCAAACACCACUGACCGGCGUCGAGGUCGCCAAGCACAACACCAAGGAUGACUGCUGGGUCAUUGUCCACGGCAAGGCCUACGACAUCACAGAGUUCCUCCCCGAGCACCCCGGUGGCAUGAAGAUCAUCCUCAAGUAUGCCGGCAAGGACGCUACCGAGGAGUUUGAUCCCAUCCAUCCCCCAGACACCCUCGAGAAGUACCUGGCCAAGGACAAGCACCUGGGCCCCGUCGACAUGUCCACCGUCGUGACUGAGAAGGCCGAGGUUGAUCCUGAGGAGCAGGAGCGCUUGAAGCGCAUUGAGGAGAUGCCCUUGCUCGAGCAGUGCUACAACCUGCUUGACUUUGAGGCUGUGGCCAAGAGGGUUAUGAAGAAGAAUGCCUGGGCUUACUACUCUAGCGCGGCGGAUGAUGAAAUCACUCUUCGCGAAAACCACGCCGCCUUCCACCGUAUCUGGUUCCGCCCCAAGGUUCUGGUUGAUGUCGAAAAGGUCGACUUUAGCACCACGAUGCUCGGAACCAAGGUUGAUAUUCCCUUCUACGUCACCGCCACUGCCCUUGGCAAGCUCGGCCACGUUGAGGGUGAGGUUCUGCUCACUCGCGGCGCCAAGAAGCACAACGUUGUCCAGAUGAUCCCCACUCUCGCCUCCUGCGCCUUUGACGAGAUCAUGGACGCCGCCGAGGGCGACCAGGUCCAGUGGCUGCAGCUCUACGUCAACAAGGACCGCGCCAUCACCGAACGCAUCGUCAAGCACGCCGAAAAGCGCGGCUGCAAGGCCCUCUUCAUCACCGUUGAUGCGCCCCAGCUCGGUCGUCGUGAGAAGGACAUGCGCGUCAAGUUCACCGACGACGGCAGUAACGUCCAGAAGGGCCAUGAGACCAAUCGCAACGAGGGUGCGGCCCGCGCCAUCAGCAGCUUCAUCGACCCCGCCCUCAGCUGGAAGGACAUUCCCUGGUUCCAAAGCAUCACCAAGAUGCCCAUCAUCCUCAAGGGCGUCCAGCGCGUCGAGGACGUGAUCAAGGCCGUUGAGGCGGGCGUGCAGGGUGUUGUUUUGUCCAACCACGGCGGCCGCCAGCUCGAGUUCGCCCGCUCGGGCAUUGAGGUUCUUGCCGAGACCAUGCCGGUGCUGCGCGAGCUCGGCCUGGAGGACAAGAUCGAGAUCUACAUCGACGGCGGCAUCCGUCGCGCCACCGACAUUCUCAAGGCCCUCUGCCUGGGCGCCAAGGGUGUCGGUAUCGGCCGCCCCUUCCUGUACGCCAUGUCGGCGUACGGAUUCGAUGGUGUUGACCGCGCCAUGCAGCUGCUCAAGGACGAGAUGGAGAUGAACAUGCGCCUAAUUGGCGCGACCAAGAUCGAGGACCUCAACCCCGGCAUGCUGGAUCUCAGGAGUCUAUACAACCACGGCGCACCGCCAACGGAUACGCUGUCGAACAUCUCGUAUGACGCUCUGAUUAGCCCGGCGCAGAGAGUCAAGUUUGCGGAAAAGUCCAAGAUCUAGAAGGUGUUUAUCUGUUUAAUGAUUUGUAUUUGAUGAAGAGAUGGAUAUAUCCUGGUUUUUUUUUUCUUUUUCUUUUUUUUUCUUCUUCUUCUUUUUUUUUCUUUUUAUGGUUUUUCCCCCUUGGGGUAAAGGGGGUU